Molecule: messenger RNA, 1039 nt
Organism: Lobosporangium transversale
Lineage: Eukaryota; Fungi; Mortierellomycota; Mortierellomycetes; Mortierellales; Mortierellaceae
Product: oxidoreductase-like protein
Exons: 2
Coding region: 113-895 (260 amino acids)
Cellular component (GO): mitochondrion
Source: RefSeq, a predicted model, not a curated record
CUCUAUUAAUCCACAAGUCAUUUCAAUGGCGAUUCCCAAAGACAGUAGCUAGCACGGAUUUCACAUUGGCUAUUCUUCAUUAUACAUUUAGAUCCUAUCUAAUACAUUGCUCAUGGCAUCCUCAUUACGAAUUUACAACGGAAGAACAUGGACUCGUCUCCUUUCAUUUCAAAAAAGACAGCAGUUUCCAUGCUCAUUCCAUUUUUUUAUACAUACAACUUCAUAUGUCAGAGACAAAGAUUCAGUCUCUGGCUCAUAUUCUCAAAAUGAUAUUUUAGAGACUCGGCGGAACGCAAUAAGGGAGCGUAAGCCCAACUAUAGUGGGUGGUGGACAGAGAUCAUGAACCGCCGUACACCUCCGCAAUCUCUUCCCGAUCCAACUCUGAUACUCUCGACAGAUCAUGUCUUUAAAGGCCAGCCAUUAACAGCACCCUCGCCAGCGCAGCCGACCGAGAGUGAAGUAAAAAAGAGAUACAGCAAUACGUUGCCUACAGCUUCAAAGAAAAUAGAAAAUACUCUUCCUACUGCUGUCCCUACCGGAUCUGCUACAUUUGCAACGGGAUCAGUCUCCAGCUUGUCCAAGCCAACGAGCGAGUCAACAAUGUACCAUGGAUUCAAAAUACCGGUCAAGCCAACACCACCUGGUGCUGAGGAUUGUUGUAUGAGUGGUUGUGCGCAUUGCAUCUAUGACAUUUAUGAAGAAGAGCGACAAGAAUACAAACGUGAGCUUGCGAAAGUCCUUGAGGACAUCUCAAAAGCAGGUCUUCCGCCGCCACCCAGCGCUUCAGCCCACGGUUCAAAUGAUGGUGAUGGAAAUUCAAAGAAUGCUGAAGAUGACAUUGAUCCAGGCAUGAAGGCAUUCUUGGAACUGGAACGCAAAUUGAAGGGAUCAUGAAGCUUGGGGCAUUCUACAAGCAAAGAGGCAAAGAAGCAGAGAAGUUGACGAACGCUUCUUUGAUUCCGAUGGCAUGGAAAUAGACUUUAAUAUAUUCGCGAAUGUCGUAAAAUGAAACGACAGGAGAAUUGUACUAUAGUGAAC